Messenger RNA from Eucalyptus grandis, 3639 nucleotides. Its product is annotated as receptor-like protein EIX1. The record is from RefSeq and is a predicted model, not a curated record. Gene Ontology annotation, molecular function: protein binding. The transcript has 2 exons. Bases 373 to 3438 code for a protein of 1021 amino acids. Lineage: Eukaryota; Viridiplantae; Streptophyta; Magnoliopsida; Myrtales; Myrtaceae.
UGAAGUUUCUCCACAAUAAUGCUGUUGAGUCCAGCCCCGCCAAAGUGCGUACAUCUUCGAGCUACGACUUCGUUAACCUGUUGUCUAUUGCUUGGCUUAUAGCAAUAGACAAUAAGUUAAAUAUCGUCAGAAUUUGAACAAUACACCCAAGCCAAAAAGUUGAAGCCUAAUCGAGUGGCGUUCAUGUGCCAUAUACCUUUUGUUUUCAAUAUCGUCAUCAUUCAUGGCGGAACAUGAUAGUACGAAAGGCAUGCUUUACUCCAGCUGAAACAAAGUCUCUCAAACACAUCUCACGUCCUUUCUUCAUGGAACAACGAAGAUUGUUGCCAAUGGACUGGAGUAAAGUGCGACCGAGCAAAUGGACAUGUCGUCAUGCUCAAGAUCACGCCAGAAUACAAAUUCCCAUUUCGCCAUAUUUCUUUCACAGCCAAUGAAUUGAACUCUUCUUUGCUGAAUUUGAGAUACUUGAGCUACCUGGAGUUGAGCAAGAUCCAUUUCAAAAAGGCGAACAUACUCAAUGAUAUCGGCUCGAUGAAGCAAUUGAGGUACCUUAAUUUAUCCGACUCUUUUGGUUUUGCAACUUUUCCUAGUGAAUGGGGAAAUCUCACUCAGUUGGAAGUCCUCGAUCUCCAUAGUUAUUUUCACGUGGGUGUUGUUGAUGACCUUCAAUGGGUUUCCCAUCUUCAAGCAUUAAAGUACCUUGACAUGAGCGGCCUGAAUUUUACUAAAUAUGGAAACCCCAUGCGGGUGAUCAAUAUACUCCCAUCCUUAUCUCAUUUAAGCCUAUCAAAUUGCGGGCUUUAUGACUUUCACUUGCCUACUCAUCUUGAUCUUCAGUACCUCGAUCUUUCAGAGAAUUUUUUCCAAGGUCCCAUCCCAAGCACCAUAUUCCAAAACAUGACUUCUCUUCGGCACCUUGAUCUUUCAUCGAAUUCUUUCCAAGGUCCCAUCUCAAGCACUAUAUUCCAAAACACGGCUUCUCUCCAACACCUUGAUCUUUCAUGGAAUAUGUUUAGAGGUUCCAUUCCCAGCACUAUGUGUCAAAACAUGACUUCUCUGCGGCACCUAGCUCUUUCAAGGUGUUUUAUCAAAGGUCCCAUCCCGUGCGCUAUAUUUCAAAACAUGACUUCUCUUUGGCAUCUUGAUCUUUCAAUGAACUUUUUCGAAGGUCCUAUCCCGAGCGCUAUAUUUCAAAACAUAACUUCUCUUCGGCAUCUCGAUCUUUCAUGGAAUCAUUUCAACUCUUCAGUACCAAGGUGGUUCGAUAACUUGAGAAGUCUUGUCGAUCUCGAUCUUGGAUGGAAUCUUUUGCAAAGCAUUGAAGGAGGGUUGUUCUCUUUCUUAAGGAACAAACCAUCCCUCGAGUCACUAUCAUUGCAUGAUAACGAACUUCAUGAUGAGUUAUUUUUAGUUGAGGGAAAUUCUUCGGGGCUUAUCGGGAAAAACUUGGAGCGAUUGGAUGUAAGUGAUAAUUUUCUCCGAGGAGCUUUGCCAGAUUGGCUAGUGCACUUGAAAAACUUGACAUGGCUUGACCUAUCAUCUAAUCAAUUACAUGGAACCAUCCCGUCAUCAUACGGUUGGUUAUGCUUGGAACAACUUUCUCUUUCUUAUAAUCAAUUGACAGGGAAUAUUCCAAAGGCAUUAGGAAGAUUGCAAGUCUUACGGUCUUUAGAUCUCAGUAACAAUCUUCUAAAUGGCACCAUUCCACAAAGUCUCGGGCAACUUCAAGAUCUUGACUGGUUAGAUCUUUCAGGAAAUUCCUUGAGAGGAACAAUUUCUGAAAUCCACUUCGCCAACCUCUCGAAGCUAGAGUACUUAGAUAUCGGCAACAACUCUUUAACUUUCAAGGUGGAUUCCGAUUGGAUACCGCCCUUCGAUCUGUCUUACAUAGUGAUGAUGUCUUGCGAUUUCAGAAAGGAAUUUCCGCAAUGGAUAAAAACGCAAGUCAAUGCAAAAAAUAUAGUGUUGUCCAACUCAUCCAUCAUAGGAGCUCUCCCUGAUUGGCUAGGUCUCAUGUCAUUCUACUCCCUGGAUCUCUCUUACAACCAAAUAAAUGGAUCUCUGCCGAAAUUUCAUCCUAAAUUGUUCUACUUAGAUCUCUCUCACAACUUAAUCUCAGAACCUAUUCCGCAAGAUAUUGCCCGAGCGAUGCCUCAUAUAAGUUCCUUGAAACUGAAUGAUAACCUCUUAAGUGGUCCAAUACCAACCUCAUUAUGCGAGAUGGAAUUUUUGGAUGAGUUGCAUCUUGAAAGGAAUGAAUUAGUUGGCAAAAUACCUGAUUGUUGGAAGGCGAACAUUUUGAGUCUCGUUGAUCUAUCGUCCAACAAGUUGUCUGGAGUCAUACCGAGUUCUUUGGUAAAUCAAACUCAGCUUCUAUCAAUAUACUUGAGCAACAACAGUCUCCAGGGAGAAAUUCCCGUGACUAUGAACUAUUGCAGGAACUUGCUAGUUUUGGAUCUUGGUGAGAACAAAAUCUCUGGAAGUGUUCCACAUUGGUUUGGAACAAGCUUUCAGUUUCUAAAUAUUCUAAGACUACGAGAAAACAUGUUCAAUGGCAGUAUUCCUUCACAACUAUGCUCACUCCCCGCAUUGCGAAUGUUGGACCUAGUAGUGAAUAAUCUAACGGGAAGGAUUCCAAAUUGUCUUGGCCAUAUGACAGGUAUGAAACUACCCAAAAACGUAGAUGAAGGCAAUGCGCUUUCCCCUACUUAUGAGGCUGAACCUUCCGUGAAUGACUCGAUGCCUGCUGCCCUCGAUCCAUCAAUUUGGUAUAUAUUGCAUGUGGAGCAGGUCGUGAAGGGGAUAGACCUUGACUACACAACACUCGCUCUACGACUUAUGGUCAAUUUGGAUCUCUCAAGCAACGAAUUGAUUGGGCGAAUCCCUGAAGAGCUUACCUUGCUCUCCAAAUUACGAGGCUUGAACUUAUCUCGCAACUUUCUUUCUGAAGGCAUCCCAACUAUGAUUGGACACAUGAAAUGGCUCGAGUCACUUGAUCUUUCAAAUAAUCACCUUUCAGGAACAAUCCCACAAAGCUUUUCUGCGUUUAAAUCAUUGAGCAAAUUGAACUUGUCUCACAACAACUUUACGGGGCCAAUUCCCAAAGGAAAUCAAAUCCAAACCCUUGAUGAUCCUUCCAUUUAUGCAGACAACCCUCUACUUUGUGGCGAUCAUCUACAAAAGAAAUGCCCCAGUGUUGAGGCCCCUCGAGUGUCAGAAGAAGAUCCCGAUGAAGAAGGUAAGCUUGAAAAGGUGAUGUUCUACAUAGUCAUAAUGCUUGGGUUUGCAACUGGGUUUUGGGGAGUUAUUGGAGUUUUGGUGUAUAAGAAGAAUUGGAGACGCGUCUACUUCAACUAUGUGGAUCGUAAAACAGACAUGGUCUACGUGAUUAUUGUAGUGAAGGCAGUUGAGUUGAGGAGGAGAUUGAGAAGAGCAUAACAAGCCUGUUCUCCACAUCAGUCAGUCCAAUCCUUUGUUGAUCUCACGAAGUUCUUGCUUUCUUGUUUAAGCAGAAUCAUCUUGUAGUUGGCUUGUUUCUCCUUUUGAGUAGUUACUAGUAGCCAAUUAUGUAAAUGUUGGUUCAAAGCUAUAUACAUCAUUACCUUUACCAAAAAAAUAAUAUAUAUAUUGUUUUCUUCA